AGGGCAACUUAGAGGCCACCGCCAGAACUGAGAGGCCAAGUCCUCUCCCCUGGCUCUAGGACAGGAGGCACCUUGCACUGACCCCAGUUUCAGCCUCACCCCUCCAUCCCCAGUGGCAGGGAAGGGUCCAGUAGGCAGCACAGACUCAGUGAAGCUGGAACUCACCCUGGCCCGGGACCAGCUCCUCUCACGCCGACGUCACUCCUUCCUUCAGCAGACCCUGGCAGCUCCUUCUUCACAAUAUUUCCAGAAGCCACCCUUCCUCUCUCCUCCCUGGUCCCUCCCUGGGCCCUCCCUGGGCCCGUCCGCUGCGACUCAGAGGCACAGCAGCCACUUCACUGUCUGCCCUGCUCCCUGGGCCCCACACAAAGCCAGAGCAGACCCUGUGGGACCCCUGUGUUGGGUCACACCCCUCCCCUGCCCAGAGCCCUCAUGUUGCUCCAUCUCACUCAGGGGAAAGGACACUUGUCCCCGUGAUCCACAAAGCCCCACCUGAUCCGCCCCCUGCCUUCCACUUCAGCCCACUUCUUGUCGUGCUCUGGUCCGGCCUUUCUAACUCUGCAGACUUGUUCCUGACUCAGACCCGUGCACUUGGCAGUGCCUCCUCUGGCUACUUUUUCCCUCAAUCUUGGGCGAAUGCCUCCAUUUGAUCACUCAGGCCUUGGCCCAAAUAUCCUCCUCAAAGAGGACUUCCCUGACGGGCCAAAGUAAAUCCCCUAGCACUCGUGAUGCAGGAGUCUGCGGUCAUUUCCUCCUUCCUUAGGCUGUUUGAGUGUUGUGUCUGCGCCUCUCAAUUGUCUGCUCCACAAGCACAGGGAGCUUGGCCAGUUUGUUCACUGCUGGAGCCCCCGGCUUUGGAAGAGGGCUGGGCAUAUAGUAGGUGUUCAAUAAAAAGCACUGACGUGAAGGUGCUGGGCGCUGUCUAAAUUACCUUACGCACUCCUCACCUCCUGCCAAGCCUCACCUGGAGGAGGGGGUCACCAGGCCAAUUUCACAAAGGAUGCAACCAAUCCUAGAGAGGUUGGGCGGUUCUCCCAGGGCCACGCAGCUGGUAGUGGUGGAGCAGGGAUUCAGGCAAAGUCCAGCCACCACCUCGGAGGAAGUAGGUUUACAAGGCCCAGGUUUGCAGACGAGGAAGCGGCCAAAGAAGAGGAGUUGCCUGAGUUUACCUGUUAAGCAGCGCCGCUGGAUUCGAACCCAGGUGGCCGCCCUGCAGCUGUCACCCUGCCACAGGCAGGGAAGGGGCAGUGGUGACGUCACUUCCUCCCCUGCGGGGCCACGGGCCUGGGUUAUAAGCAGCUGCCCUGCCGUCCAGCACAGCACCGAGCACCGAGCACCGAGGUCCGGACGCCCCACCAUGCAACGCCGCGGGCCCACCUCCGUGCUGCUCCCGCUGCCACUGCCCCUGCUGCUGGCGCUGCUGCUGGGGGCAGCCACCGCUGCUCCAUUGGCGCCAAGACCCUCCAAGGAAGAGCUGACCCGCUGUCUAGCAGAGGUGGUCACAGAAGUGCUGACACUGGGCCAGGCCCAGAGAAGCCCCUGCACAGCUCUCCUCCACAAAGAGAUGUGUGAGACAGAGCCCUAUGGCUGUGUGUCCAGCAAAGAGAAAGCCCUACUGGUUGAGGAUUUCAAGAAGCAAGAGGCUGGGAAGACGAGGUCCAGCCAGGAGAUGAGGGAUGAGGAAGAGGAGGCCGCAGAAAGGGCCCACAAGUCCGAGGUGCGGGAACAGACCAUCCAUGAGCAGCUUCAGAGCCGGCUCCACCAGGAAGAGGACAACGAGGAAGAGGAAGAGGAGGAGGAGGAGGAGGAGGAGAAAAGGAAGAAGAGGGGGCACAUGGAAUCCUUUGAAGGCCUGUGGAAGCGGCGCCUAGAGGGCAGAGGGGGCCCCCAAAAGCGAGUGGCAGAGCAGGCCAGUGACGAGGAGACAGCCCAGUUUGAGGCAGAAGAGAAGGGCCUGCAGGUGCUAGGCGGGGGCCGCAGUCUGUGGCAGGGGGCCGAGGCGGGUGGAGAGAGGCACGACGACUCGCCGCACCACCACCACCUCCACCAGCCGGAAGCUGAGCCCAAGCAGAAGGAAGAGGCUUCGGAAAAGGAGGAGCAUGACAUGGAGCGGCUGGAGCAUGUGAGAGAUGAGCUCAAGAAGGCAACUGAGAUUCUGGGGGAGGAGAUCAGGAGGGAGGGAUGACCCCCGACUUCAUGGCCUCCUUCCCGGCCCACCCUACGGCUUAGGACUAUGGACCCCCAAAGCUCACCUACCAGCCCACUCCAUGCCCAACUGCAGGAAUGGGGAGAAGGGUGUGCCAUGCAAGUGGGCUCAAGGGGCCGAGUCUGAGCUGGGGAGAGGGGCUGGCCUCAUGCUGACUCAGGACAUACCCGGCCACCCAUGUAACCCAUUCCAACCCUUCUGUGUGGAUAAAGCACAAAGAAAACCA
Canis lupus familiaris (dog) is the source of this 2432-nucleotide messenger RNA. It is a transcript of the gene CCER2, whose product is annotated as coiled-coil glutamate rich protein 2. Bases 1001 to 2185 code for a protein of 394 amino acids. The record is from RefSeq and is a predicted model, not a curated record. Lineage: Eukaryota; Metazoa; Chordata; Mammalia; Carnivora; Canidae. The transcript is spliced from 6 exons.